This is a messenger RNA of Cherax quadricarinatus, 922 nucleotides long. RefSeq lists its product as uncharacterized. The record is from RefSeq and is a predicted model, not a curated record. NCBI's taxonomy places the organism in Eukaryota, Metazoa, Arthropoda, Malacostraca, Decapoda, Parastacidae. Gene Ontology annotation, molecular function: transcription cis-regulatory region binding; DNA binding, bending. Gene Ontology annotation, biological process: regulation of transcription by RNA polymerase II.
UCUUGAUAUAGGGAAUUUGAGCUCCAGUUUUCUGAAUUGAGUCUGAAUACCUUCCAUUCAACCCCUCCACAGGCACUGUAUAAUCCCUACGGGUUUAGCGCUCCCCCAUGAUAAUCUAGCCAUCAGUGUUACCACAACUUAGUGUCCUGCCAUGGGAACCCUUAAAGCCAACAAUAACAACACGAUGUUUGCUGGUGCCGGGGAAGACGAGGAUAACUCUCAACACGAGGCUAAUAUCAUGCCAGGGUUUGCUUCACUGGAAAAUAGUACUGAAGAUAAGUACUAUAAGAAAUAUAACGCCAUCUUAAGGCGGUGCAGUUGUGUUCAGAAGGAAAAUGAAAUGCUGGUGAAUCGUGUUUAUCAAGUGAAGAAGAUUGUACGACGACUAAGGAAGGAAAGAAAAUUUCUAAUGGAAGAGCUUGACAAGCGAGAUGAUAACUAUAGAAGUUUGCCCUUAACAUUUGCUAUUGAAGAUGAGGACAAAUCAUUUGCUUUACCGCAGACAUCUAGCCUACCCGCAUUGGGAAGACCAAGAAGUACCAAUUCUUCUUCAAGUGUCAAACGUCAAUUACAGGUAAAGCGAGAGAAGAUGGAAUGUGAUCCAUCCACACCCAAACGUCCUAGCAAUGCUUUCCUUCAGUUUUGUCAGGAGCAGCGAGACAGUACCACAGUUCAGCACCUGCAGCAAACUGGAAGGCCCAUUGACAAAAAGCAGUUGACUAAGCUUCUUGCUGCACGUUGGAGUGCCCUCUCAGAAGAUGACAAAAAAGUAUACAUCGAAAAGUAUGAGCGCGAUAAAGAGAGAUAUUGUGAAGAGAGAAGAUUAUAUGAAAAUAGAAAAGUUGAGUAGCAAUUCAGUAAAUGAAACUUCAUAUAGUGCAAUGUAAAUGUAAAGGAAAGGAUAAUAAAGGGUUUUAAUAUA